This is a messenger RNA of Marchantia polymorpha subsp. ruderalis, 660 nucleotides long. The record is from the annotation of a GenBank genome assembly. NCBI's taxonomy places the organism in Eukaryota, Viridiplantae, Streptophyta, Marchantiopsida, Marchantiales, Marchantiaceae.
AGGAGGGAAGGGGCCAGUGGACUGGACUUGAGUCGGGGUCCUUUUAGGGUGCAGCAGCAGCCGCACUCCUCCUCUUUCACGCUCUUCUUUCUCUCUCCCCGUCAAUCGAAAAUCUGUUCUCUCUGAAUUCGCGCAGUCGAUCAGCGUUUAACUCAACCCCACCAUGAGGGCCAAGUGGAAGAAAAAACGUAUGAGGAGACUGAAGCGCAAGCGCCGUAAGAUGAGACAGAGAUCCAAAUAGGCUGUCUGCCAGUCGAGGAGUUUUAGCUUACUGUAGCCAGCAGCAGCGUUUUGGAGCUGCCCACUUACGCCACAAGAAGCCAUCACUUAGACUGGUAGACAAUCUUCAUCGCUGGAUGGUAUUAAAGAAUUUCAAUGCGCGUUUCAAUCGGCUUGCUUGGGGGACCUCUUACAGUGAGUCGCAUUCGACGUGCAAGAAAACGAGCAGCUGCAGGAAUGGAGCGUCUCUGAUACGUUUGAAAUUUGGACUUGCCACCGGCAUUUGGACUUCGUUUCCAAAAAUGUAUACUUGGGGAGCAGACUUCAAGGCAAUUUUACUUAAUUUGCUUCUGUUUUUCUGCUUCGUCGGGAAAAACAAUUACAUUGUAAGAUGUGAGUUUUUGAAAGAAUUUCGCACUUUGACACUGUCGAUGAUUCAUU